CCCAUACAUUAGACCCGGUAGUUUAUUUUUGUUUAAAGGGAAGGGGUGGUUUAGGUCGGAAGUGUAGUGUGAGUUAACUACAAUACCCAGAAAUCUAAUCGAGGCAACCCUUCCAAGCGUGAUUUUCAGAGCAUUUUUUUUGGCUUACAGUGGGCGGGCAGAUGUGGCUGAAUGUUUUUUCUGUGCGUGUUUCCAGAGGUUUAGUAUCAAUAGUAAGAGUUGAACGAGGAGCUGCGGGACACGUGCAACAACUGUCUAAACACACAAAAAUGGCAGCAGAGCAGGCAAAACAGCUUGCAGGAUAUGCAGCUGUGAACAACCACGUGAAGGACAAUCAAGUCCUUGGUAUUGGAAGUGGCUCUACAAUUGUCUAUGCCGUUCAGCGACUCGCUGAAAGGGUUAAACAAGAGAAUCUAAAUGUGAUAUGCAUUCCUACGUCUUUUCAGGCUCGUCAGCUGAUCCUCCAGCAUGGUUUAACACUGUCUGAUCUCGACAGACACCCAGAGCUUGAUGUUGCCAUAGAUGGAGCAGAUGAAGUGGAUUCCAAUCUUAAUUUAAUUAAAGGUGGUGGGGGUUGUUUGACGCAAGAAAAAAUAGUUGCCGGCAAUGCCAAAUGUUUUAUUGUCAUUGCAGAUUACAGGAAGGACUCUUUGAACCUCGGUGAUCAGUGGAAGAAUGGCAUUCCUAUUGAAGUGAUUCCAAUGGCCUAUGUCCCAGUUGUCAAAACAAUCUCCAAGAAGUUUGGCGGUGUUACAGAACUAAGAAUGGCAGUCAAAAAAGCUGGCCCUUUGGUGACCGACAAUGGUAAUUUUUUGUUGGACUGGAAGUUUGAUAAAGUCCAUAACUGGAAGGAGGUGAAUACAGCCAUCAAAAUGAUACCUGGGGUUGUGGAUACUGGCCUUUUCAUUGCUAUGGCACAGCAAGUUUACUUUGGAAUGGAAGAUGGUUCCGUCACCACUCGAGAAAAGCCCAGUGAUUGAGAUAAUGACUUAUAGCAUGCCUUACAGUUGUUAUUGCUGUGUUGAAAGUUUUGAUUAUACAUGCCAUACUUUUAGCCUUUGUAUUGGGAGUCUGAUAAAUCCUGUUUAGGGUUUACAGACUGCUGCAGCUAUUACAAAAAAAAUCAUUCUGCCUGAGGAUCUAGACAGACUACUGUUUGGAAUACUAGAUUUUGGUCUGUUAGGAUAACAAAUGUACAGUUCAGAUAUGGGGAGCCGGUUUCCCUUUUAUUCAUUUUAUGUAAAAAGCAAGGAUAUAUGUGCAGGUAAGGGAAAGUGCUCUUCAAGUUCUUUUUUAAAUGCAUCUGUUAAGUUUUCUUCAUUUUUGCUCUGCAGUAGCAGUUAUUUCAAAUAAAAUUAAGUUGUUUUAAUCUAAA
Protopterus annectens (West African lungfish) is the source of this 1375-nucleotide messenger RNA. RefSeq names its product ribose 5-phosphate isomerase A (gene RPIA). Gene Ontology annotation, molecular function: ribose-5-phosphate isomerase activity. The transcript is spliced from 9 exons. Gene Ontology annotation, biological process: pentose-phosphate shunt, non-oxidative branch; D-ribose metabolic process. The coding region runs from base 162 to 980 and encodes 272 amino acids. Lineage: Eukaryota; Metazoa; Chordata; Ceratodontiformes; Protopteridae. Gene Ontology annotation, cellular component: intracellular membrane-bounded organelle. The record is from RefSeq and is a predicted model, not a curated record.